AUGCCUGUAACGCUAGUAUCGGAUAACGGUACUCAGUUUACGAGUGUGGAAUUUGCCAACUUCUGUGCUCUCAACGGCAUCGAGCAUGUCACAACGGCCCCGUUCCAUCCCCAGUCUAACGGCCAAGUUGAAAGGUUCGUUGACACCUUCAAGCGGGCCGUCAAAAAAAUUCAAGAGGGGAGAGGAUCCAUUGCUGAAGCUCUAGACACCUUCCUGCUAACCUACAGAACAAUUUUACCAAUGACACCGCAUGCUCAGCAAAAUCAACAGCGAAGAUCGUUCAAUCGAAACGAACUGGUUUUCGCAAAGGUUCAUCACAGAAACACUUGGAAGUGGGCUCCUGGUGUUAUUCUGGAGAAGAUAGGUGAUGUGAUUUACGAUGUCGUACUGAGACUGUUUCACCCAAACACCGGUCCUUUAUCGUCAGCCAGCAGUAGUACUAAAUUGUUGCCGCUCGACGUCCUUCUUGGUGCCUGGGAUCUACUGAAGCUUUCAGACAGUACAUCCGCAGUAUCAUCCGUUGGCUCACCGCAGUCUUUGGUUACGCAUAGCUCACAAUCGCCGACGUUACAGCCGAUGACACCGACACGUUUGUCUUCUACUCCCACAAGUGUUCCACUACCUCAGCUAGUGGCAAGUCCGUCGUCCUCGUCAUUAUCUUCAUCUACAGCAGCAUCAACGGAGUUCGAGUCAGCGACCGAAGCAGACCUGGUGGAAACUUUACCGCGUCGUUCCACCCGGACCAGAAGUCGGCCACAAUGGUUCGACCCGUACCACCUUUAUUAA
Malaya genurostris is the source of this 786-nucleotide messenger RNA. RefSeq lists its product as uncharacterized. Bases 1 to 786 code for a protein of 261 amino acids. Lineage: Eukaryota; Metazoa; Arthropoda; Insecta; Diptera; Culicidae. Gene Ontology annotation, molecular function: nucleic acid binding. The transcript has 3 exons. The record is from RefSeq and is a predicted model, not a curated record. Gene Ontology annotation, biological process: DNA integration.